UCUGAGCGGAGCAUGCCCACUGUUGCACGCAUUAUUUACUUCCGGUAGAUAUUUAUUUCGCUAGCCAGCAGGUUCGCUACUCUAAUAAAAUGCAGCAACGGGAAGAAAAAUUGCUGGACGCAUCCGUGGAAUCGCUUAUUUCCCGCGUAGCUCAUCUAAAAAACGCUCUUCACAGUUUCAUCUACAAGUUGGAAAACGAGUAUGAACGACUGACAUGGCCCUCUGUGUUGGACAACUUUGCCCUCUUGUCCGGUCAGUUGAACACCAUCAAUAAACUGUUGCGGAAUGAGAAGACACCAUCUUUCCGUCAGCAGAUCAUCAUCCCCCUGCUGUUGUCUCCAGACAGGGAUGAAGAACUAGCUAAACUGACCGAGCAACGCGUGCCUGUUUUCAGCCAUGAGAUUGUGCCGGAUCACCUGCGCACCAAGCCUGAUCCUGAGGUGGAGGAGCAGGAGAAACAGCUGAGUGCGGAAGCUGCCCGGAUAGGACCUGAGGUGGCACAGAAACAAAUCCAGACACUGAACAAACUCUGUUCAAAUCUACUGGAGAAACUGAACAAUCCUCGCGAUGACAGGGAUGCAGACAGUGCAGCUAUACGGCAAAACAAACCCUCUUUCAACCCUGCUGACACCAAUGCACUGGUGGCAGCGGUGGGAUUUGGGAAGGGGCUUUCGAAGUGCAGGCCCCCUGGUCCUGUGGCCCCUGGACACACAGGACAAGGGCCCAUGAUGAGUGGAGGUCCCACCUUACAGCAGGUCACCAUCGGUGGGGGUUCAGGCCAGCAGCAAGGCAUGGGGCCUGGUGCUCCUCAGCAGCAAGGACAGCCAGGGAAAAUGCCAUGCAACAUCAAGACAAACAUCAAGGCUGCCUCCUCAAUGCAUCCUUACAACCGAUAAGAUUCUAUCUCAUACUGAUAGGAAGCCUACAGAGUGAGCCAUGUAAAGUAAUGCAAGUAUUCAUAUGAUAUAUGUAUGCUAUCUUUUGAUUAAAUACAUACUUUUUCGAAGUAUCAUACUGUGAAAGUGCAGAA
This is a messenger RNA of Oncorhynchus masou masou (cherry salmon), 1030 nucleotides long. RefSeq names its product mediator of RNA polymerase II transcription subunit 8-like. The coding region runs from base 90 to 896 and encodes 268 amino acids. Gene Ontology annotation, cellular component: mediator complex; core mediator complex. Gene Ontology annotation, biological process: regulation of transcription by RNA polymerase II. The transcript is spliced from 7 exons. Gene Ontology annotation, molecular function: transcription coregulator activity; RNA polymerase II cis-regulatory region sequence-specific DNA binding. The record is from RefSeq and is a predicted model, not a curated record. NCBI's taxonomy places the organism in Eukaryota, Metazoa, Chordata, Actinopteri, Salmoniformes, Salmonidae.